Messenger RNA from Parastagonospora nodorum SN15, 1566 nucleotides. RefSeq lists its product as hypothetical. NCBI's taxonomy places the organism in Eukaryota, Fungi, Ascomycota, Dothideomycetes, Pleosporales, Phaeosphaeriaceae. Bases 37 to 1455 code for a protein of 472 amino acids. The record is from RefSeq and is a predicted model, not a curated record. Gene Ontology annotation, cellular component: extracellular region. The transcript is spliced from 4 exons.
ACGCGACCUCCCAAGUACCUCGCCACGUCUGUCAACAUGUUCAUCCGAAGUGCCCUUUUGUCGCUUUCCGCCCUUGCGGCGGCGAAGGAAAUGCCAAAGGAUGAGUUCAGGGCCGCUGAGUUGUACGACUCAGGCAUCCGACACGCCAACAACAUGGCCAUCAAGCAUGAGCAUUGGGCCAUCCAGGAGGCUGCCGGUGCUUACAGGUCCGAGCAGUACAGGGAGGUGAAGGACAAGGUCGAAUGUAUCAACGGCACUGCUAUUACCAGCACGGAUACGUUCAAGUGCAGCAACCUCGAUCUCCUCCACUUCCUGUCGCACGCGGAACUUGGUAGCACUCGUGGUGUUGGCUCUUCGUCAUGGGGAUGGACCUCUGAUGAUGGGCGCGAAUUUGUUGCCAUCGGCCAGCAGGACGGAGCUGCAUUUGCUGAGAUCACCAAGGAAGGCAAGCUGUCGUACUUGGGACGCUUGCCUCAGUACUCCACGCCCAGCACGUGGCGCGAAAUCCGUGGUCAGAACAACCUCAUGAUCAUUGGAAGUGAGGCCGUCGACCACGGUAUCCAGAUCUUUGACAUGAAGAAACUGCUUACCGUCGAUCCGGCAAAGCCUGUGACAUUCAGUAACCAGAGGGAUCUUGCGGGUCAUUACAAGGGCCUUCCCAACGGCCGUACCCACAACGUUGUCACCAAUCCGGAGACAAACUUCAUCUACUCAGUUGGAGCGGUGCCUAGGACUUCGGCCUGCAAGUCUGGAAUCAUCUUCAUUGACAUCUCCGACCCAGCUAACCCUACGAGCCCUGGAUGUGCUUCCCAGGAUGGUUACGUGCACGAUGCUCAGUGCCUGAUCUACCGCGGACCUGACAAGGAGUUCGAGGGACGUGAGAUCUGCUACGGCUACAACGAGGACACACUCACAAUCUAUGAUGUGACCGACAAGAAGGCAUCGAAGGUCCUCUCAAUUACCUCCUACGAGGGCGCAGCCUACACUCACCAAGGUGUUGUCUUGGACCCAAUGAACCAGAAGUACUUGCUCCUCGAUGACGAGUACGAUGAGUAUGACAAGGUUGGCCCUGGAAUUCCAGGUAACCCCAUCACCUACAUUUGGGACAUUUCUUCGCUCCGAGCACCCAAGCAAACUGGACUUUACAAAUCGGGCGCCAAGGGUGUUGACCACAACCAAUACGUCGCCAACGGACUUGCAUACCAAUCCAACUAUGGCACCGGUCUUCGCAUAUUGGACGUACGAUCCAUCCCGAGUGACCCCACUGGUAACGGUGUGAAGGAAAUUGGAUUUUUCGACGUCUACCCUGAAGAUGACGACCUGCCCGGUGGUGGCGCUGUUGACUUUGUUGGCACUUGGUCGAGCUAUGGUCUCUUCAAGAGUGGCCACAUUCUGAUCAACACCAUGGAGCGUGGCGCAUUCGUCGUCAAGUUCCAGGAGGGCAAGGGCAUCUAGAAGUUUGGUUUAACAGCGAUGGCAUCGUACCCGGAACCUUUCUGCGCCUCUUUUCUGCAUAAUUGCAGUCACCUAAUACACAUAAUUGAUGCUUGACCACGACCACGAAAA